CUCUCUGUCGAACCUAAUAUCUAACAUCCACACAUUUUAUUUUUACAUAAUUUUCAGUAUCAGUAUUCUCUCGUCUACCAUUGUUUAUAUAAUACUUUAACAUAGAAUAGACGACUAGGAAAUUUGCAAAUUUGAAAAAAAAAAAAACUGUUAAAAUGGGAAUUUUGCGAUUUGCAUUGAAAUCCAGUAUAGCCGGUGGUAUCGUAUACUAUACCGUGCAGGAAGGGUUGUGGUCAAAACCUGAGGACACUAUUGAUAUGUACUGCAGGAUGUACAACAGCGUAGCUCCUUACAUUCAAAAGAAUAUUCCUGAAGAUGUUACAAAAUCGCUACCAGUUGUGCCGAGUUUUGUGACAAUGACAGGUUGUGCAAAGGGCAUGUGGAACAAGGGUGUAAUGACAAGUAUCAAAUUUACAUCAGAACUACCGAGUCAUCUGUCGAAUGGAAUAGAUUCAGUGAUGUCAACACCGGCGAUUAAAGAGUUGUUUGGAGAUCAACCUGAAACGGGAAAGUCUCAAUGAUCGAUGAAUGAUCCAAGAACUAUAUUUCCGUGGCUAACAUAGAUUGUUUAUUCGUUAACAAACAUUGUUUUCUGAAAAUAUUGAAGCACUGUCGCAUGUAGAAACAAAGUGCAAAGUAAGGUAUUCUCUCAACCCUUUUUUGUAUGUUUCAACAGACAGUGUAAAAUUCAAUGCAACUUGAUUCCUGUACAUUAUUCGUCAGCAGAAAAAGAAGUAUACGAAAAUUGUUGUGUACAUUCA
This is a messenger RNA of Venturia canescens, 761 nucleotides long. RefSeq lists its product as uncharacterized. The transcript is spliced from 3 exons. The coding region runs from base 156 to 521 and encodes 121 amino acids. NCBI's taxonomy places the organism in Eukaryota, Metazoa, Arthropoda, Insecta, Hymenoptera, Ichneumonidae. Gene Ontology annotation, cellular component: mitochondrial crista junction; MICOS complex. The record is from RefSeq and is a predicted model, not a curated record. Gene Ontology annotation, biological process: cristae formation.